Molecule: messenger RNA, 844 nt
Organism: Ruditapes philippinarum (Manila clam)
Lineage: Eukaryota; Metazoa; Mollusca; Bivalvia; Venerida; Veneridae
Exons: 2
Coding region: 76-801 (241 amino acids)
Molecular function (GO): protein binding
Source: RefSeq, a predicted model, not a curated record
AUUACUUAAUGAACCUCACAAAGAGAUCUUGCAAGAUAAACGUUGGAAGAAUUGGACCUGAAACACUUUGCAAUAAUGCUGAUUUUAUGGUUGGUAAUUGGUUUUGCGUUAGGAAACGUAUGUGAAGCUGCAAGUGACGAGGAAAGGGUCAAAGUACUAGAGUCUGUCAUAAAACUUCAACGUGUGGAAGGAGAUGGUCUGAAGGCACGUAUACGGGAUCUUGAGAGAAAAAUUGCAGAUCUCAAGUUGGCAAGGGCCAAUAGAAUUCGGAACAACUUCGCAACGAAACAGGUGCGAGAUGCCGACCACCUGAUGACUGAGCAAUCGUCUACAACUAAUAGAAACAUCAAAAAACGUCAAUACCCACAAGCAGCUUUCCAUGUUUACACGAACAACACACGUUGCUAUCAUAUAGACAGUGCUUUGGCGUUUGAUUUCAAGCCAGUCGACGUCGGCGGCGGAUUCUCUCAUGACAAUAACAUCUACGACGUGCCUUACGCUGGCACAUAUGUCUUCACGUGGACAGUGACAGCUUGGCCGGUCUCUGGAAAAAUCGUUACCGAGCUAUAUCACAAUAACGGUCCAGUUGGUGUGUUGACAUCCGAUCCUGAUGUAGGUCCGGUUACUGGUAAUGGCGUUCACCCGUCCACUGGAGUAGUUAUAAUCAAAGUAGCUGCAAGUGAUCACGUGUCUGUUCGUAUGAAACACGCGCCACCAAGCACGUGUGGUGGUGACGUUUUAAGUGACGACAACAUGGUACGCUCAACAUUUUCCGGCUGGAUGCUAUCUGAAACAAACUAAUAACAUGUAUUUUGCGAGAUAAUAAACAUAUAACCGCGAUCCA